CACGACGCGACGAACGUUGCAUACAGACCCGAUAACGCGACGACCGCGCUACGUGUAAACUCACAUCAAUCCCGUCCGCCGCCGACACGCGACAUUAUCGUUUUUUUUUUUUUUUCGUGUUUUCCGAGUUUAGCCGCACUACGGAGAAAUGCACGGCUUCCGGUUCCGGACGGCGGUGUUGUUCCUGUCGCUGCUGUCCGCGGCGGCCGCCCGCUACCGGUUGCUCGUGUUGCACACCAACGACAUGCACUCGCGGUUCGACCAGGUCGACCGGUCGAUCGGCGAGUGCGUCGGGUCCUUCCGGCCGUGUUACGGCGGUUUCGCCAGGCUGAAGACGGCCGUCGACCGGGAACGCCGCCGCACCACCGACGCCGGUCCCGUCGACGGCGCGCUGUUCCUCAACGCCGGCGACACGUUCCAGGGCACGGUCUACUACUCGUUCCUCAAGUGGCGGGCCGUCGAGCGCAUGGUCCGGACGCUCGGCAUCGACGUCAUGUCUUUGGGGAAUCACGAAUUUGACGACGGCGUGGAAGACAUUGCACACUUCAUACGAAACAUAAACGUACCUGUAGUUGCUAGUAAUCUCGAUUUAACCUACGAACCAUCAUUGGUUAAUGAGCCGAAUUUGAUGAAAUCUAAAGUUUUGGUGGUGAACGGUCGCAAAAUCGGAAUUAUCGGGUACUUGACACCGGAGACAGAAGUUCUAUCACAAGUAGGCAAUGUGAAAAUAUUACCAGAAGUCCCGUCGGUUACGGCCGAAGCGAAACGUCUUAAAAGCGACGGGGUAGAUAUUCUCAUAGCGUUGGGACAUUCUGGUUUCGAAAUGGAUAAGCAGAUAGCCAGAGACGUCGAGGACAUCGAUUUGGUGAUUGGUGGACAUUCGAAUACGUUUCUGUAUACAGGAAAACCACCGGAUAUCGAAAUACCUGUUGGCUCUUAUCCUUUUUGGGUGGAACAACCAAAGACCAACAGGAAGGUACCAGUCGUUCAGGCAUAUACCGCCACCAAAUACUUGGGAGAAUUGUGGCUAGAAUUCGACAAAGACGGUGAAGUUGUCAAAUGUCAUGGAAAUCCGAUUUUAUUGGAUUCUCGUAUCGAGCAAGAUCUCGAAGUAUUGAACGAAGUUCAGAUAAUGAAAAGAGCUGUCGAUAAUAAAACUCAAGAAGUGAUCGGUUCAACAAGUGUAUUCUUAGAGGGUGUUAAUGAAUACUGUAGGUUUAGAGAAUGCAACCUGGGUAGUUUCAUAAUGGACUCUUUCGUAGAUUAUAAUGUUCGAAAAAAUAUUAAAUCGUUUGACUUGGCCAAAUAUUGGACUGAUGCACCGAUAUCGAUAAUGCAAGCUGGAGGAAUACGGAGAAACAUCAAUAAUAUAAAUAGAAGGGGUAACAUCACUUUUGGCGAUUUACUGUCAACGCUGCCGUUUCAGAAUGAUGUGGGUAAAAUUACGACUAAGGGUUCAGACAUUUGGGCAGCUUUCGAACACUCUGUUCAACGAUACAGCACAACGGUGGCCAACGGUGAAUUUCUACAAGUUUCAGGAUUAAAAGUCGUAAUAGAUUUGGGUCGGCCUGCUGGUGAGCGCGUAAAAUCCAUCCACGCUAGGUGUGGAAAUUGCGUCGUUCCCGUUUACGAGAAAUUGGAUUUAAACGCCAAUUACACGAUAAUUAUGAGUAGAUAUCUGGCAGAUGGCGGGGACGGUUUCUCAUUCAAAAAAUUGGGGAAAUAUCAGAGUUUUGCGACAACGGAUAUAAACAUCAUGGAAGAAGAGAUCCACGCGAGGUCACCGAUAUGGCAGGAAGUCGGUGGUCAACGGAUAGUGCUGCUAAACAUAGGAGAGUUGAACAAAACACUGACGACUAGCAGUGGUAGACAACGCGUCUCGACACCCUUGUCGAACUUGACAUUAUUACUGUUGACGGUCGCGGUCACGUUGUGUUUUACAGACCAACUUGUUAUAAUUUAUUAAUACGGUUUUUAUAGCGAUCACGUUACAGUGUCGUGUAAAAUUUGCUCAUGAUAAAUUUUAUAUUUUGUGAUAAUAUGUUUUUACCUUUUAAGUAUUAAGAAUUAAUAACGAUGACGACAUAGUCGUAUUCGAUAAUACUUUUCUUUUACGGAAGCUCGAAAAUUAAAACGAAUUAAGUGCCAACAUUAUAAUAAAGUUGGUCUGACUCGUAUACACUACUAUUACGUAUAUAAUAAUAUAUUAUAAACGCACAAUAUAAUAUGUGUAUAACAUAUUUUAUGUAAAACACUAUGGAUAUUAUUUAAUUAUAAUAUGUGUGUAUAGUGUUUUAUGGAAAAUAAAUCGAUAAAACGUGUGUGAAGAGUGGAUAAAAAAUUUCAUACUUAAAGUGUGAACUAUACGAGAGUACAUGUAUAUAACGAUAAAACUCACGUGAAUUUGCGUUAUGUAAAAUGUACUAUAGUUUAUGAUAUUAAAUAAAAUUUUAAUAAUGUUUUU
Messenger RNA from Aphis gossypii (cotton aphid), 2464 nucleotides. RefSeq names its product protein 5NUC-like. The transcript is spliced from 9 exons. Bases 149 to 1966 code for a protein of 605 amino acids. Gene Ontology annotation, cellular component: plasma membrane. Gene Ontology annotation, biological process: AMP catabolic process. Gene Ontology annotation, molecular function: nucleotide binding; 5'-nucleotidase activity; metal ion binding. The record is from RefSeq and is a predicted model, not a curated record. NCBI's taxonomy places the organism in Eukaryota, Metazoa, Arthropoda, Insecta, Hemiptera, Aphididae.